Molecule: messenger RNA, 945 nt
Organism: Gossypium arboreum
Lineage: Eukaryota; Viridiplantae; Streptophyta; Magnoliopsida; Malvales; Malvaceae
Product: receptor-like protein Cf-9
Exons: 1
Coding region: 1-945 (314 amino acids)
Molecular function (GO): protein binding
Source: RefSeq, a predicted model, not a curated record
AUGGGAAUCCUUUGCCUGGUUUUGGUGGUCUUGCAACUUUCAUGGAGUUUGUCUUUCUCUGUUCCUCCACCAUCCUUUCAUUUAUGUCUUCCACACCAAAGAGAUGCUUUGCUCCAUUUUAAAACUACCAUUUCUGUUGAUUGUUAUUUUAAUUAUGAUAGUGAUUAUCAAGAUCCUUACCCCAGGAUAGACAUAGAGUCAUGGAGCAAAAGCAUUGAUUGUUGUUCAUGGGACGGAGUGAAAUGCGACAAUGUGACUGGUCAUGUAAUCGGCGUCGAUCUUAGUCAGAGUUGCCUUGUUGGUUCUCUCUUUGCAAACAACAGCCUCUUUCAACUUCACAAUCUCCAAUGGCUUGACUUGAGCUCCAACAACCUCAGAGGCUCUCUUCUUGAGAACACCAGCAGCUUGUUUCACUUUCAUGGCCUCCAACGACUCAACCUUGCUGAUAAUGAUUUCAAUGGCACCAUCUCAUCAAAGUUAUUUAGCCAGUUGGUGAGUUUAACCCAUCUUAAUAUCGCUGGUAAUGGCUUAAUCUCGAGAUUUGAUGUCCAAGGUUUUGACAUGCUUGUAACAAACUUGACCAAAUUAAGAAACCUUGUACUUAAUGGUCUUGAUAUGUCUGAUGUUGCACUUACUUCCUUUCUAAACUUGUCUUCAUCCCUUGAACAUUUGAGUCUCUCACAUUGUCAAUUACAUGGGGAAUUUCCAAUUCAAGUUUCUCAGCUUCCAAACCUCAAAUAUUUAGAUUUAAGCGAGAAUGAAAAUCUCACAGGUUAUCUCCCUAACACAAACUGGAGUACUGGCCUUGAGUUGUUGGACCUUUCCCAUUGUGGUUUUAGGGGGCCAAUUCCAGCAACAUUUGGAAAUCUCACUAAAAUCAUUUUCGUUUAUUUACAACGAAAUUCGCUUGAAGGACAGAUUCCAGAUGUUUUUGGAGACCUUUGA